AUCUGGCCCCUGGGUUCCCGCCCCAGGAACACAGGAGCGGAGGACUGGAGGCUGCAGUCUGCAUUCCUUGCUCCAAAGGGCAGGUAGGACAGGCAGAAAAUAGAAACGGCUUCCAGAAAAGAUAAAGGGGAUGACUCCAGCAGAACACUCCACCCCUUUGAAGAGUUCAGAGGAAGAUGUCAGCCCAGCCCCUUCCUGCAGCAACACCCCCUGCCCAGAAACCCUCUCGGAUCAUCCGCCCCCGGCCCCCUUCCCGCCCACGGGCUCCCCACUCCCCAGGGCCUUCUCAGAAUGGCUCUUCUCCCCAGGCACCUCCCCGAAGCUCCAGUGAUGCACCAGCUCCAGGGUGUACCCCCAUUUUCUGGGAGCCCCCAGCCACAUCCCUCAAGCCCCCUGCUCUUCUGCCUCCAUCGGCUUCUAGAACCAGCCUUGAUUCCCAGCCUUCCCCAGACUCACGUUCCAGCACGCCCAGUCCAAUGUCCAGGCGCUCUGGCUCCCCAGAACCUCCUGUCUGUUCUCCAGUACCCCCACCCAAGCCCUCCGGGUCACCUUGCACGCCUUUGCCCCUGCUCCCCAUGGUUGGUGGCUCGAAGCAGGGCGGUUCUGCCUCAGCCCCUGGCACUGUGCGGAGACUGGCAGGCCGGUUUGAAUGGGGGGCAGAAGACAGGACCCAGGCUGCAGGCUCCCUGGAGCGGGGUUCCCCAGGGGGAGCAGAUGUGAAUGGGGAGAGAAAGGACCCAGCUGGGAACCUGUCCCAGGAGAACGGUGCUCCAGAUGCUGCUCUGGCUUGCCCUCCUUGCUGCCCUUGUGUCUGCCACAUCAGCCAGCCUGGCCUGGAGCUCCGAUGGAUGCCUGUAGGCAGCUCUGAGGAUGGGCCCAGAGUCCCCUGCAGGGCCUCCCCGCUGCGCACCUCCCGCUCGCGUCCAAACCCCUCCAGCAUCAGUCACCCCGCAGUCGUGCUCACAUCCUAUCGCUCCACUGCUGAGCGCAAACUUCUGCCACCCCUCAAGCCCCCAAAGCCAACUCGAGUCAGACAGGAUGCUACUGUCUCUGGAGACCCUCCACAGCCGGAUCUCGAUUUGCCUUCUGAAGAUGGAAUCCAAACAGGGGACAUCCCUGAUGACGUUCCUCUGCACCAGAACCCUUUCCCUGCAGCCAUGGAGGCCAGGGAUGAGGAGGGGGUGGAGGAGCUGAAGGAGCAGAACUGGGAACUCCCUCUGCAGGACGAACCUCUGUACCAGACCUACCGAGCAGCUGUGCUGUCAGAGGAGCUGUGGGGUGUUAGUGAGGAUGGGGGCCUCUCUCCAGCAAAUCCUGGGGAAGCUCCUGCCUUCAUAAGACCUCCUGGGCCUCGCAACACCCUGUGGCAGGAGCUUCCGGCUGUGCGAGCCAGCGGCCUCCUGGAGACCCUCAGCCCCCAGGAGAGACGCAUGCAAGAGAGCCUGUUUGAGGUGGUGACCUCCGAGGCCUCCUACCUGCGCUCCCUGAGGCUGCUGACUGACACCUUCGUGCUGAGCCGGGCGCUCCGAGACACACUCACCCCGAGGGACCACCACACGCUCUUCUCCAACGUGCAGCGUGUCCAGGGAGUCAGUGAGCGGUUUCUAGGAACAUUACUGUCCCGGGUGCGUUCUUCCCCCCACAUCAGCGACCUGUGUGACGUGGUGCAUGCCCAUGCGGUGGGGCCCUUCUCCGUGUACGUGGACUAUGUGAGAAACCAGCAGUAUCAGGAGGAGACCUACAGCCGCCUGAUGGACACAAAUGUGCGCUUCUCCGCGGAGCUCCGGAGGCUGCAGAGCCUCCCCAAGUGUGAGCGGCUCCCACUGCCCUCCUUCCUGUUGCUGCCCUUCCAGCGUAUCACCCGGCUCCGCAUGCUGCUGCAGAACAUCCUGCGCCAGACGGAGGAGGGAUCCAGUCGCCAGGAUAAUGCCCAGAAGGCGUUGGGCGCUGUCAGCAAGAUCAUUGAGCGUUGCAGCGCGGAGGUAGGGCGUAUGAAGCAGACGGAAGAGCUGAUCCGGCUCACGCAGAGGCUGCGCUUCCACAAAGUCAAGGCGCUGCCGCUCGUCUCCUGGUCGAGGCGCCUAGAGUUGCAGGGGGAGCUGACCGAGUUAGGGUGCCGGAGGGGGGGCGUGCUCUUCACCUCCCGCCCGCGCUUCACACCCCUCUGCCUGCUGCUCUUUAGCGACCUGCUGCUCAUCACUCAGCCCAAGAGUGGGCAGCGGCUGCAGGUUUUGGACUAUGCCCAUCGCUCCCUGGUGCAGGCCCAGCAGGUUCCUGACCCAUCUGGACCCCCUACGUUCCGCCUCUCCCUUCUCAGCAACCACCAGGGGCGCCCCACCCACCGGCUACUCCAAGCUUCCUCUCUAUCAGACAUGCAGCGCUGGCUGGGAGCCUUCCCUACUCCGGGUCCCCUGCCCUGCUCCCCAGACACCAUCUAUGAGGACUGUGAGUGUUCCCAGGAACUGAGUUCAGAGCCACCAACACCUACCAAGACUGAGGGACUGGGUGUGGAGUCCAGAGCUCCUGCCAAGCGUCUGCACAAGAGUCCUGAAGGCUGGCUGAAGGGGCUUCCUGGGGCCUUUCCUGCCCAGUUGGUGUGUGAAGUCACAGGGGAACAUGAACGGAGGAAGCAUCUUCGUAGGCAUCAGAGGCUUCUUGAGGCUAUGGAGCCCUCUUCAGGCACCACCAGUGACCCCCCACCCUAAUGCAGGCUGAGGAGGGGGCUCAGGUUGGGACACUGGCAGCAGGAUAAAGAGGAACAAAAACAUCCAUCCAGCUGUUGGAUUCACUGCCUGUGGAAACACUACCUCUAGUGACAACCAAUGGGGAUCAAGCUUCCAGACAGGGCAGCCCAUGAAAUAAGGCCUCUGAGCCUACAGCAGUAAGAAUGAGGAUGGAGAACAGAUGAUGGGCACUGAGCUUGCUGAAUCCUUGGCACGUCAGUAUCUUUGCUAUGUUCACAGCCAAGGAAGACAUUGCUGGCUCAAUACAGUUCAAGCCAAGCCAAGCCAAACCAAACCCAAUCCAAGCAAACCAAAGCUCUGCAAUAGAGAUAAAGUCAUACAGUCUACAAGGAUGUUCAGGGACCUCUCCAGCCAAAGAAGAUGGUGACUUGGCCCCAAGAGACCAGCUGUCACUCUACCUGGUUCUACAGCAGUUCUGCCUUUGAGUCUGCCAAGUAUUGGGUUUCAUUCCUUGGAUAUGUCCUGCACCCUCUCAAGUCAUUUCCUGUCCUCUAGAAGAACCUGGAGUGUGUGUCUCAGAGAAUCUGUGUGUGUACGGGCAUCUGCCCUAAAUCAGGAAGGGUGAUCCUGCUGAUCACAGAGAGUGUGUGGUGGCACCCUCCCUCGCCGAGAAUGACUGCUCCAUUUCUUCUCUCACCUACAUUUCUCCUGCUAUUCUUGCCAAGAAAGACAUUAGGGGGGCCUGAGAGAUGGCUUAGUGGAAUAAGCACUUCCCUAGCAAGCACAAGGGUCUGAGUUCAAUCCCUGGUUCUGAAAAAAAAAAAAAAAAAAAAAAAGAAAGAAAGACAUUAGGUCUGAGUUCCAGAAGAGAGUACGCUGAAUGUAGCUUGGCAGGGAGGCCAAUCUGAGGAUGAAAGCCCUGGAUCAGGUCUCCUGGGACACAGGGUUCCAUGACAGUUGGAGGGUGAUGAUAUGGAGCAGUCAAGCAGCCUGGCAAAGGAGCCCAGGGUACAGAUGAUGGUCAGUAGCUGGGGCUCAAGACCCCUUAAAUCUACACAACAUUCUUCUGCCCCAAGCCUUGGUCUCUAUGGUCCCAGUCUGCCUAUCUCCCAAGUUGAACCAUUAUCAUUCAGCAGCCUCAGUCUUGGGCUGUAGAGCUCUGGAUCCCAGGUUGGGCUGAAGACCUGGAAGCUGUGUAGCACAGGCUGGCUGAUGAACCUGCCUCAAGGGCCUGCUGCUUCCACCCUGAUCCUCCCAACAGAAUCAUGGGGCUAAACGGUGAAGAGCUAGAGUUGCUGCCCAGGCCCAAGCAGCGCAUCUGCUUCCAAAUGAACAGCUUCCUGUGAUAAUGCCAGAGGAGGUGAGGGCUGGAGAUGGCUGAAAAGACAGGUGCUGGCAAGCGGGGACCCAAACCUGGGACAUGUGUUUCCCUGUUCUGGGCCAUCACCCAUUCCUUUCAGCUCAUGCCUGGCAACUUGCUUAGACAGAAACUGCCACAGAAACCACAGGAGGUACAAGAACUUUGGAGACUCAAAGUGGGGAGGGUGCUGGCAUUUGGUAUACCCACAAUUUUGGAGAUUAACCUAGCACAGUGCCUGGCAUAUGGAAACCCUCAAUAAAUGUUGGUGGAGCUGUAACAAGGCUCUUCAGGACAGUACAUGCUCACAGGAACAGUGGCCCACAAAGUGGGCUUUAUAAGGGAAGAUCGGGCAGACUAGAAAGGUGUCAAGAUCAGGGAUCAGUUCUGCUGGGAACCGGGUCAUGGACACCAGAAUAAGUCCUGAGUGGACCAGCCCACAGGUCCCAAAGACUAAGGUGGCAGUGAUGGUGGUAGUGGUGACAGUGGGUUGUGACCUCUUGGUAGUAAGGGGUUCUUGCAGCCUGGGGAAAAAGGCAGGGUAGGGCUCUUGCAAGUGAUGAAGAUGUGGGGAGAAGGACACAAGGAUCAGUGAGGCAGCCAUAAAGGCCCUUUGCUGAUGGAGCAAGCAUGUCCGUGCCUAAUUUAAUUAAAUCUACACCUAUUUGAGAACCUUUAGGCAGGCACAGUUAUAAGAUCCAAUGAAAAAGAC
Octodon degus (degu) is the source of this 4753-nucleotide messenger RNA. RefSeq names its product Rho guanine nucleotide exchange factor 15 (gene Arhgef15). Bases 177 to 2705 code for a protein of 842 amino acids. Gene Ontology annotation, molecular function: guanyl-nucleotide exchange factor activity. The transcript has 16 exons. Gene Ontology annotation, biological process: activation of GTPase activity. NCBI's taxonomy places the organism in Eukaryota, Metazoa, Chordata, Mammalia, Rodentia, Octodontidae. The record is from RefSeq and is a predicted model, not a curated record.